AGAGUGGGGAGCGGAUACAGGGGACCUCUCUCUCACUCUCUUUAGCUGGCAGUUACCAAAAAUUCUCCUCUCAUUACCCAAUUAUUAUUAAUUAUUAAAUAGGGAUUUUUUUUUUGGAAUUGCUGGUUUCUUGGAUUCGUUUCUGGGUUCUCUUAGAUUGGUUUAUCUUAUUCUCAAAGAUAUUCCAGUUCUUGAGUGGAGUAUAGGAGGCGGAUCUAUUUAUGGUCUUUUGGUGCAACUUUUGAGUUGUAUUUUGCCUAUUUGGAUUCAUCUGAAGGAGAAAUCUGCUGAGUUAGAGCAACAACAAUGGCAGCAUUAGCACCAGGAGUCCUCCUAAAACUCCUCGAAGCCAUGAAUACCAGCGCCCCAAAACCCAUCGGAGACCACCGGAGUGCGCUUCUCCAGGUCACUGACAUUGUUCCUGCCGAGCUCGAUGACAAGGACCUCUACCCAAAACAUGGCUUCUACAUUAAAGUCUCGGACUCCUCCCACUCAAUCUAUGUCAGCCUCCCCUUUGAUCAAGAUGACUUAGUUCUGAGCAACAAAAUCCAACUCGGGCAGUUCAUCUAUAUUGACCGCUUGAACCCUGGAUCCCCUGUUCCAUUCAUCGUCGGGGCCAAGCUAAUCCCAGGUCGACACCCAUUAGUGGGAACCCCAGAGCCAAUUGUAAGAAUUAAGGAGAGUUCAGUUAGGAAAUCAUCUGCACAUAGAAGAGGCUCAUGGGGUUCUGAGAAUGUGGGUAUAGGGCCCAAUUCGCCUUUGUUGGUUAAGCCCACUACACUGGAUUUCGAGGAGAAGACCCCCAAAAAGUUGAGUUUUAGAUCUUCCGUUAAUGGGUUUGCUUCUUUGAAGAAGGAAGAUCAGAAAGAUGCGAGCUUUGGAUCAGCAAGGAAGAGUUGUGCGUUUUCAAGGAUUCCUAAGAUGGUGCCGAUGAGUCCCUUGACCAGUGAGAAGAGUGUGAAGAGUACUUCCAGGUUGCGGAGUGGGAGAAUGGAAGUUUGCUCUCCUGUUGUUAAAGAAUCCAAGAAGUCAAAUGGAAGUAUAAAUCAAUUGCCGGGAAAGAUUAGUUCAUUACAGAAGGAAGCUAUACAGAACAGAGAAGCAGCUCAGAAAGUAGCUCUGCAAGCACUUAGAGAUGCACAAGCAACAGAAACUCUUGUUCGAAUUCUCAAGAUGUUCUCAGACUUGACGAGCCAAGCAAAACCCACGUCCCCCUCAACCUCCAUCGAUCAAUUCCUCUCCUUCCAUCAAGAACUCUCAAAAGCGAUGAUCGACAUGGAGAAGAUCCAAGAAGCUACAACGUGUCAAGAAACUUCACCCGUCCUACAAGAAAUAGUGAACACUUCACCGAAAUCAAGCAAGAAGUCAUCUUCGAGCAAGAAGUCAUAUCUGAGCUCAGUCAAGCUUGCGAAAGAGGUGGAGAACGAAGCUGUGAGCUGGUUCAUGGAGUUCUUGGAUAUGGCACUUGAAGGAGGAGGAGGGAUUAAGAAAGGGAAAGGAGGAGAUGGGCACAAAUCAUUUUGCUCACAGUCAUUGAUACUUAAGGUUAUUAAUUGGGUUGAAGUUGAGCAGAGUGAUGGUAGCAAGAGGCCAGUUCAUCCUAGAGCUAGCCAGAUUGCAAGAAAGCUAAGGAUAAAAGCGAAGAACCCAUAAAUUAUUAAAGUUUAAUGGAUGAUUUGGGGGAAAAGUGUGUUGAUUAUUUAGAUUAUACAUAUAUUGUAGAGUGUGUGCUUACUUAAGGGGAGAAUGUACUUGUUCUUUGAUUUGUAUGGAUGACAUUGUUUUAUCUCAAUCUCUAUGUUACGUCAUACGUGCAGUUUUUA
Molecule: messenger RNA, 1823 nt
Organism: Asparagus officinalis (garden asparagus)
Lineage: Eukaryota; Viridiplantae; Streptophyta; Magnoliopsida; Asparagales; Asparagaceae
Exons: 5
Coding region: 307-1653 (448 amino acids)
Source: RefSeq, a predicted model, not a curated record